Olea europaea var. sylvestris is the source of this 2184-nucleotide messenger RNA. Its product is annotated as transcription termination factor MTERF8, chloroplastic-like. The transcript has 2 exons. NCBI's taxonomy places the organism in Eukaryota, Viridiplantae, Streptophyta, Magnoliopsida, Lamiales, Oleaceae. Gene Ontology annotation, molecular function: double-stranded DNA binding. The coding region runs from base 92 to 1666 and encodes 524 amino acids. The record is from RefSeq and is a predicted model, not a curated record. Gene Ontology annotation, biological process: regulation of DNA-templated transcription.
GUGAAUAAUUUAUUAUCCAAAAUUCUGAGAAUGACCACUGUGUCACUUGUGUGUUGAACUUAUCCAAUCCAAGAACGACCACCUCCUUACCAUGACUGCAAGUAGGCAAGCUCUCGCCAGUGAUUCUUGGACGUUACCUAUCAAUUUUCCGGCGAGCUAUUUUGCCCCUUCCCCUCUCACUAGUUUCGCUUUCCGCCGUAAAAUCGCCACUCCAACGUACAAUCAAAGAACGCCACUAACUCUUCGCGUUCAUAUUCAAUGCCAAUGCAGCUCUGUCACUGUCAAUGGAAAUCACUCCACCAUUUUCUCUCACUCGAGUGCAAUGCUGUUUUCACUAUUUCAAGAAAUUGGGUUCAAUGAGGGAGACACUGAAGCAUUAUUGGAUACCCACUCUGCUCUCAGAUUCAUGUCUUUUGAAUCCAUUCAUAGUAGAAUUCAUUCCUUACAAUCCAUUGGAGUCAGUGGUCUUUCACUUUCUCGAUUAAUUGUGAAGCGUCCUGAUGUAUUGACAGCUAAAGAAAUCGAGGCAUUAUUAUAUUUCCUUAUUAAUAAUGAUGAUUUAGAUUUGAAUGGAAGAAUAGAGCCUGUGCAGCUCGAGCGGCUUCUUAAUGCAACAGACGCCAGAUUUCUUGUGGGACUUGAGAGAAAAGUGAAGUUGCUAGUUCAAUACGGUAUUCCCCGAGAGAAGCUUGUUCAUGUGCUUAACACUGUUAAUUUAACUAAGGCCUUGUGCCUUAAGUCUUUUGAAGAAGUGGAGAGAAUGCUUCAUUUCCUGAAUCGUUUUGGCGGCGUUAGUUUGAUUCUUCGCCGGCCUGCAAUUUUGAAUUAUGAUCUUGACGCACAAUUGGCUCCAAGAAUCAAGUUUCUCUUGGAGUUAAGCGGGGGGGAUGAGAAAGCCACUGCAACCAUAUUGCACAAACUUCCAUUUGUAUUAGCCUACAGUGUUGACCAUUUAAAAGACCAUGUCGAGUUCUUGAAUUCUUAUGCUGGUUUAAGCUAUCAAGAGAUAUUUAGAAUAAUUCUUGUUUAUCCGAAUGUGUUUAGUGCGAGCAGGAAGAGGAAAUUGCAUCCCAGAAUCGACUUUCUUAUGCAGUGUGGGUUGAAUUCACAGAACAUAUUUAAGUUCUUGAUCAAGGCACCCUUGUUCUUAAGUCUAUCAUUUGAGGAGAAUUUAGCACGUAAGCUGGUUUUCUUGGUGAAGAUUGGUUAUGAGAAUAGGACCAGGGAAUUGGCCAUGGCAAUGGGAGCUGUUACACGUACCAGCUGCAAGAAUUUGCAGGAGAAUAUCGGGGUAUUCUUGAACUACGGAUUGACUUGUGAGGACAUUUUAGAGAUGAGCAAGAAGCACCCUCAAGUUCUACAGUACAACCACGAUUCUUUGGAGGAGAAGAUGGAUUACUUGAUUGAGGAAAUGGGUCGUGAAGUCAGAGAGCUGUUGUCUUUUCCUGCAUUUCUUGGUUAUAAGCUUGAUGGAAGGAUUAAACAUAGGUAUGAAGUAAAGAAGAAGAUUUUAGGUGAAGGAAUGUCCAUUAACAAGCUACUGAGUGUAUCUGCAGCAAGAUUCUCGAUGAAAAGCAAGAAGAAGCAUCCCGUGAAUGUGGUUGACAGCCAGAGUGAAGAAGUUGAACAAAAAAGAGAGGACUAUGUUAUUAUUUUGGAUAAGUAAAUAUUUUCUUCGGGCCAUUCAUCGCUAAAAUGGAUGCACAAAUAUUAUGGUUUUCUUUCCAUGUCCGAAGUGGAGAAUCUCAACAAUUAUGAUUUUUUUUCUUUGUGAACUGUAAAAUUAUUCUGAUGGACACUCUUUGCAGUUUCAUGGGAUUGAUGAACGGGAAGACAGAGAUAGUGAAAAUUAUAACUGUGCCUAGUAAAUUCCAGAUCAGGUAGUCAGGAAGUAAUACCUUUUGUAGAGUGAGAGCAUAGAGGAUUCAAAUCCAGGUAUAAUUUUUGCAUGCUGGUAUUAAUCCAUUGCUGUUAGUAGUUCUUGAGAUUUUCUUGAACUUUGAUCAAUUGAGUGGCAAUACAGCAAAGACGAUGACAAUGGCUUUGAACAAUGUGCCUAUAAACUGAGUUUUUUGGAUGCUAUAGAGUUAGAUCCUGUUAAAUUUUUCUGAAUCAUAACCUGUUAAAGAAUGAUUUUGUUCGUGCUGAAGGAAUUUAUUUUAUAAAAUGUCUAUUAUUCCAGAU